Molecule: messenger RNA, 1881 nt
Organism: Eucalyptus grandis
Lineage: Eukaryota; Viridiplantae; Streptophyta; Magnoliopsida; Myrtales; Myrtaceae
Product: probable sodium/metabolite cotransporter BASS4, chloroplastic
Exons: 14
Coding region: 257-1519 (420 amino acids)
Cellular component (GO): chloroplast envelope
Source: RefSeq, a predicted model, not a curated record
UUCACCGCCUCCACGCCGAGCCAAACUCGUCCCAGUCACCAAAACUUUUGGCUCCUCCUCAUUCUUGUUCUUCGUCACAUGUCUCAAAAGAGAUGAGAGUAAACCGAACGAAGUGCUCGGGUCUUGAAAGUGAUCGUUUUUCUUGUACCCAUUUGGGCAAUUAUCAGUCAUACGUUGUUUCUCGUGUUGCUACUGCUUCUGGGUCAGGCUUCUUUUUCUUUUUCUUUUUUCUUGCACGCGCAUCGCUGGUUCGAUCAUGGAGGCACGAACUGUCUGCUCCCCACGUAUCAGACCUCCUUGUGCAGCUUCCCGACGCUUCAAGAUUGUCCCUCCCACCAGCAAUGCUCUGGUUUCUGGGGUGUCUCUGGUCUCCACGCUUAAUUUGAGGACGUUUUCACCCGCUAUUUGUCGAGCCAUGGAAAAAUCUGACCAGGUACCUGAGGGAAGAGCUGACUGGAGUCAGGAAGAAGAGAUACCAGAGUCAUUUCAGUUGAUGAAAUCAAUAACAAAUUUUGCACUGACUAACUUUCUCCCAAUAGCUCUUCUCAGUGGAGUAGCUUUGGGAUUAGCAGAUCCUACUCUCGGUUGUAUAGCACAUAAACAUUCAUUGACACAAUUUGCCACUUCAGGAAUAUUCUUUAUAUCAGGUCUGAAGUUGCAGGACAGGGAAAUAGGAGCUGCCACACAAGCGUGGCCUUUAGGAUUAUAUGGGCUAGCUUCUAUACUUCUGAUCAGUCCUUUCUUGUCCAAACUAAUUUUGCCAUGUCAGCUCGCACCUCAGGAAUUUGUUACAGGGUUGGCCAUUUUUACUUGUGUGCCAACAACUCUAUCUAGUGGAGUUGCUCUAACUCAACUUGCUGGUGGAAAUUCUACUCUGGCACUUGUAUUGACUGUAAUGUCUAAUUUAUUAGGCACUGCUGCUGUGCCAUUUUGGGUAUCAAAGUUCUUCGCUGAUGGUUUUGGUGUAUCCAUCCCUACCGAGAAGCUUUUUUGGAGCCUUAUGUAUACACUUCUUGCCCCUUUGGUUCUGGGAAAGGUAGCACGGUAUUCCUUCCGAGGUCUGGCAACCUAUGCUGAUCAGAACAAAAGGGUUUUGACAAUGAUUUCUACGAUCCUUCUAAGCCUUACGCCAUGGAUGCAAGUGAGUAAAUCAAGAGAAUUGCUCUUAAUGGUGAAGCCACUUGUUUUUCUCAAAGCUAUUGGGCUAGGAAUAGUCGUGCACCUUUUCUUUCUAGGUUUCAAUGCUGUUGCCUUGAAGAUUUUCUCGGCUGCCUCUGGUUCGAGGAUGGCUUCUCUAGUGAACAAAAAGAAUGCCCGUGCCCUUAUGAUAGUUUGUAGUCAGAAAGCGCUGCUGAUUGUAGUAGCAGUGGUGGAGCAGCUGAACGGUGCACUUGGCGAGCCUGGGCUGCUAGUGCUCCCUUGUGUAGCAGCACACAUAACCCAGAUCAUCAUUGACUCAUUAGUAGUUAACUUUUGGCUUCAAAAAGAUCGAGCAUACAAGAAAAUCAAGACAGCAUGAAGUUUGUCUUCUCAGCACUUGUUGGGUAUUGGCAUCUUCUGCAUUCUUCAAGAAUACAGCGCUAAUGCUACUGAAGAACGUUUCAUCCUAUCAUCUUUGGAUGGAAAGAGCGCGUUCUUUAUAAUGCUGAACAAACUCUUCAGGAUGACAAUUUACGAUUUUACAUGUUCUGCUAACCCAAUAAGCUGCUAAAAGUCGAGCUGUGAGCUUGUGCGCCUUGUGAUGACGCCUUCCGAUCUCUAAAUCUGAUGCAGAUAGAUACCCGGUUGGGAAGAAGAAUUUAAAGGUUCUGUGGGUACCGUUAUAGCUUCAUUAAACAGCAAAGCGUUCCUGCAUCUUCACCUACAUGAGAUGCUUAAGAA